Molecule: messenger RNA, 228 nt
Organism: Penicillium arizonense
Lineage: Eukaryota; Fungi; Ascomycota; Eurotiomycetes; Eurotiales; Aspergillaceae
Exons: 2
Source: RefSeq, a predicted model, not a curated record
GUUGCACACAUUGUGCCACUCGAUUCUGGGGCGCCUGAUAGCGAAACAACACGGUCUCCUCACCAGAUGUCCUUCACUAGCCCUCGGUGUGCUCCAACUUCCACGUCUGUAUUCCCUUCAGAUUUCGAGUACGGCAAUGAUUCUCAGACAAGCUACCUCUCUACUCCAAGCUCUAACAUCCCCCAACAAAAGCCCGGCUUCGAAUUGAAACAUUCAGAGAGUCCGUGA